Molecule: messenger RNA, 2324 nt
Organism: Pogonomyrmex barbatus (red harvester ant)
Lineage: Eukaryota; Metazoa; Arthropoda; Insecta; Hymenoptera; Formicidae
Product: mitochondrial disaggregase
Biological process (GO): cellular response to heat
Cellular component (GO): mitochondrion; cytoplasm
Molecular function (GO): ATP binding; protein binding; ATP hydrolysis activity
Source: RefSeq, a predicted model, not a curated record
CCGCAUUUAAUGAAGAACUUUAUUUCAAUAAUAAUAUUUCAAUAAAUAUACCAUAUGACACGGACCUCUAUAAGGAAUGUUAAAGAAAAGUUCAGAAGACGGAUAAAAGGACGUUCCUGACAUUUACAUUUCUCGAAUAAUGAUAUAUAGGAUAAUUCGCAUUUAAUGAACAAAGAUAAAUUUGUAAUACGAGCGUGUCAUCAUCGUAUAAUGUUUAUGGAGUAACCUGAAAACUAUUAAUAAACGUUAACGUAAAGUUAGCGUGUGUCAAGCGUUUCAAGUGAUCGGCACGUGGUUGUAAUCAAUCGUAAAUCCGGUGGAAAAUCAAUAUGUCACGACUGUGUAUCUUAAAAUUAUGCUCCGUGAUAAGAAACGCCAAAACGGCGGAGAUAUUUUUAAAUCGAAUAUGCUUUAAAAGUUACGAUUUUAACGUUGCUGCGUGCCGAGGCUGUCAGAGAGGUUAUGCUCAAUAUUCCUUGCAAUUAUCACCUCGGAUUUUUUCAUUGUACAAAUUAUUGAAUAAAAAGUUGCCCGAUUUUUCUGCAACGCUCUCAAUACCUGCGAAAGAAAAAUUCGAGAAAUAUGACAACAAAUAUGGCAAAAGACACUACAAACGUCUUGGAGUACUCUUGAGCAGUCUUGGACUCAUAGUAGCUUUUUGUGACUCCUCAUAUUAUAAAGAAAAAAGAUUUUUUCGUGCUGUCCAGCAUGGAAAUGUUUCAGAACUAAAAAAAAUAAUAAUAGAAGGCAUUGAUAUAAAUAUCAGACAUCAACUAGGUUGGACAGCAUUGCAAACUGCUGCCAUAAAUCAAAGAGAAGAAAUUAUGAAAAUUCUGUUAGACAAUGGUGCUGAUGUUAAUGCGGGAGAUAACUUUGUUAAUGUUUAUAGGACUGCCAUGGAAAAAGGCUUACAUUCUUUAGAUGUGCUCACAAAAAGAGAAGAAGAAUUUUCUGAUCAAUUAAAUAAUCGAGCUACUUUCCAAGGUUUUACAGCGUUACAUUAUGCUGUAUUAGCUAAUUCAAAGACAUGUAUAAAAUUAUUAUUGGAUAAAGGAGCAAAUCCAACUAUAGAAAAUGAAGCAGGAUAUCGAGCGGUUGAAUAUGCUAAAGAAGGAGAAAUCAAGGAAAUGCUUAUCAAAUAUGCCAUUAAAUAUGAUGAAAUAAUAAAAGAAAAAGAAGCUGAAGAACGUCGCAGAUUUCCAUUAGAACAGCGUUUGAAACAGUAUAUUGUAGGACAGGAAGGACCAAUUUCCAUCGUUGCUUCCACUAUUAGAAGAAAAGAAAAUGGUUGGAUAGAUGAGGAACAUCCACUAGUAUUUCUUUUCUUGGGUUCGUCAGGUAUUGGCAAAACAGAAUUAGCCAAGCAAUUAGCUGCUUAUAUUCACAAAAAUAAACCAGAUAGUUUUAUUCGUUUGGAUAUGUCUGAAUAUCAAGGAAAACAUGAAGUUGCAAAAUUAAUUGGAGCACCACCAGGAUACGUGGGACAUGAUGAUGGUGGACAGUUAACAAAGCUUUUAAAAAAACAUCCUUCCGCUGUUGUAUUAUUUGAUGAGGUUGACAAAGCUCAUCCUGAUGUUUUAACUGUUUUACUACAGCUUUUUGAUGAGGGAAGACUAACCGAUGGUAAAGGAAAAACAAUCGAAUGUAAAAAUGCUAUUUUUAUAAUGACAUCAAACUUAGGAAGCGAGGAAAUCGCGGAACAUGCGAUACAACUCAGAAUAGAAGCUGAAAAAGUAUUAAAUCAUAGAUUAAUCAAUACUAAUGAAGAUCAAGAACCAGAACAUAUUGAGAUAUCUCGUAAUUUUAAGGAUCAAGUGGUGCGUCCAAUAUUGAAGUCUCAUUUUCGGAGAGAUGAAUUUCUAGGAAGAAUAAAUGAAAUUGUAUAUUUUUUACCAUUUUCUCGGACAGAAUUAAUAGAAUUAGUCGCCAGAGAAUUAAAAAUAUGGGCUACUCGAGCAAAAGAAAGACAUAUGAUCGAAUUGAAAUGGGAUAGAGAGGUCCUAUCAGUAUUAGCAGAUGGGUAUGAUGUUCAUUAUGGAGCUCGUUCUAUCAAAUAUGAAGUGGAAAGACGCGUUGUCAAUCAAUUAGCAGCAGCUCAUGAACGAGGAGAACUCGGUAAAGGAUGCUGUGUAUUAUUAAAAGCAAAAUGGCAUGAAAGUGGAGCAAGCAUAACUCUCUCUGUUCAACAAAAGGACUCGAAAAAGUUUGUUGAUAUCAGAAGCAUACAAGUUAACGAGAAAUGUUAAUUCUAAAUUCUUAUAAAUAUAGGAUAGUUUUUUUAAUAACUUAUAUAUUGCUAUCAUUUAAAAAGGAAGGCUGUAAAA